Pezoporus occidentalis (night parrot) is the source of this 838-nucleotide messenger RNA. It is a transcript of the gene GIMD1, whose product is annotated as GIMAP family P-loop NTPase domain containing 1. The transcript is spliced from 3 exons. The coding region runs from base 133 to 798 and encodes 221 amino acids. NCBI's taxonomy places the organism in Eukaryota, Metazoa, Chordata, Aves, Psittaciformes, Psittacidae. The record is from RefSeq and is a predicted model, not a curated record. Gene Ontology annotation, molecular function: GTP binding.
GCAUGGUACACUGCUGCUGUUAGUUUCAAAGUUCACAUAUGAACUUCUUUUUACACUGCACACAUGGUUUGUGAAGUCUGAAUGAAAAAGGAAUUUAAGGGAAAAUAAGGUUUGGGGAUAAAAGCACAGAAAAUGCCAGGCAGCAAUGAGAUGACCAUCAACCUUCUUGUCCUUGGAAGAACUCAGAGUGGUAAAAGUGCUGCUGGGAACAGCCUGCUGGGCAGCUCAGACUUUAAGAAUUAUUGCUCUCCAAGAUCUGUGACUACAUGCUGCAGCCUUGGCCGCAGCUGCUGUAUUUUGGGAAUUAUACGUAGAAAUGGCAGUGAGCUAGCUCUCCGUGUUCGAGUACUUGACACUCCAGGCUACCCUCACAGUAGUCUGAGCAAAGAGCAGGUGAGAGACAGAGUGAGCUCAGCCCUGGCUCACCACUUCGGGGAGGAAGGCCUGCAUCUCGCUCUCUUGGUCCUCAGGGCUGACUUGCCUCUGUGUCCGGAUGAAAGCUAUCAUACAACUCAGUUCAUCCAGGAACUUCUGGGUCCCACAUGGAAUGAUUUCACUGCAGUUCUACUUACUCAUGCAGACAAGGCAGAAGAGGCUGGAUUCAGCGAGGAAGAAUACUUGCACAGUGCCUCAAGUACCCUGUUGUCACUUUUGAGCUCAGUACAGCAUAAAUACCUCUUCCUAGACAACCAUAAGAGCAUAAUUAAAGAGGAAAGAGCUACUGUCUUAAGAAAGCUCUUGAAUUUUAUAAAACAAAAUAAUUAUCAAAAGCUUCCACUUAAACAUAACAAAGCAUAAAAUUAGCUUUCAGGUGCUCAUUUGUCUAUUUGCUAUAGCA